This is a messenger RNA of Alternaria postmessia, 1881 nucleotides long. RefSeq lists its product as uncharacterized. Gene Ontology annotation, biological process: lipid homeostasis; fatty acid beta-oxidation using acyl-CoA oxidase. The record is from RefSeq and is a predicted model, not a curated record. Gene Ontology annotation, molecular function: FAD binding; fatty acid binding; acyl-CoA oxidase activity. NCBI's taxonomy places the organism in Eukaryota, Fungi, Ascomycota, Dothideomycetes, Pleosporales, Pleosporaceae. The coding region runs from base 1 to 1881 and encodes 626 amino acids. The transcript has 5 exons. Gene Ontology annotation, cellular component: peroxisome.
AUGCAGAAAGCAAGAGCGUCCGGCUCCAUUGAUACGUUCGAGCUGACAUGUCUACUCUGGGGAAACGAACGUAUUGUUGAGGAGCGGCGAGCUGCUUUCAAGCGUGUUGAGAAAGCACUCGGCAUUUACGAUAGUACGAAACUUCCGCGAUGCUACUCAGAAACCUCACGCGAGGAUCUGUUUGAGCAAGGUCUCGGGAUGGGAAAAGCAUAUCUUGAUGAUAUGCUCGAGCAUAACCAUGAACACUUUGUAUGGGUCACUCCUCGAUACAACCUCGUAAAUGCAAGUCCCUUCGGUCACAAAGCUGUUCUGUUUGAGCCUGCAAUGGAAUACAACGGCACAGAAGAACAAAAGGCACGGUGGCUUCCGCUGGCUCGAUCCGGCAGGAUACUCGGUACAUAUUCGCAAACUGAACUUGGCCAUGGUUCUUUCGUGCGAGGCAUCGAAACCACUGCGACCUUCGACCCUGAUAGCGAUGAGUUCGUCGAUGGCAAGCCAAUGCCUGGUAUCAAAAUGGGUGACGUUGGCUUGAAGCUCGGCUACAAUGAAGCAGAAAAUGGCUUCGCCUCUUUUGACCAAGUUCGCAUACCUCGAUCGCAGAUGCUCAUAGCGCACAGUCAGCUCGCACGCGAGGGCACAUUCACUAAAGACCCCCUUCGCGCCAAGCUCUCAUACUCGGUCAUGCUGCUUGUUCGGGGCAGGAUGCCUGGUAUCUUUACCGUACAACUAGCGCAAGCAUUGACGAUUGCGACACGAUAUUCCGUUGUGCGACAACAGGGUCUUGGUCCUGCCGAUGCGCUGAACACCGAAGCGAGCAUUUUCCAGUACAAGCACCAACAUUUCCGUCUUAUGAGCAUGAUAGCUAAGACGUAUGCAAUGUUUUUUGGUUCGCGGAUCUGCGAUGACCAGUACGACGAACUCCGUGAGAUGCAGAGCAAGAACGACCAUUCUCUCUUGCCAUCUGUUCACGCACUGACUGCGGGUAUGAAGGCAUACGUUACGUCAGAGGCUGCCGACAGUGCUGAAGACGCGCGCAAACUAUGUGGUGGCCAUGGAUAUAUGUCUAUAUCCGGCCUCCCGGAUAUCGUCGGUGCUCUCACAGGCGGUGCGACGUUUGAGGGCGAGAAUUAUGUUCUCUGGCAGCAGGUUGGACGACACCUACUGAAGCAACUCGACCGUUUACAAGAUGGCGAGCCAAUCGAGCCGCAGGUGCAAUACCUGGCUGAUGUUGAAGAUCCCAACAUUGUAUGCAGCGCAUUCGGAACGCAGUUUCUCGAUCCAGAAGUACAGCUUACAAUCUACCGCGACCGAGCACAUCGUCUGGUCGUCAAAGCACAUUCAGCUAUCCGAGCUUCCAGCAAGUUGCCUGCGGAUGCAUGGAAUGAGCAUAUGAUGCUGCUGAUCUCCGCCUCACGAGCUCACACUGAGUACUUCAUUCUUAGAUCCUUCAUUGACACUAUCUCAAGUCUUCCUGAUACCACAUCGUCCAGCCUUCGCACUGUACUGAACCGAACGCGCUCGCUCUUCGCCCUCUCCACCAUUAUAAACCCACGAACAGUCGACGCCCUGUCUUUUGUCGAGACAGCCUAUGCGGAUUCUCCACAUCUCACAACGACGCAACUCGAUCUCAUCCGCUCACUAGUCAACGGCUUGCUCGAUCAGCUUCUGCCGGAAGCAAUCGCAUUGACAGACGCAUGGGACUUCUCUGACGCAAGUCUUUGCAGCGCAUUGGGUAUGUAUGACGGCAACGUGUACGAGAAUAUCAUGCGCUGGGUCGAACAGCUGCCUAUCAAUCAGAAGGCGUGGCAGAAAGGUGGUGUACAAGAGGGGUGGGAGAAGUGGGUUGACCCCAUCCUGAAGAGAGAGAUAGCGAAGUUGUAA